AUGCAAAGUCUCGUAGACGAGAUCAACUCCAAACAGAAUCUAUGGACGGCGUCCACUGACCAAGAGAGAUUCUACGGUCGCUCUCUCGGUGAUGCCAAGAAGCUUUGCGGAACACUCCUUGAGGAGACUGAAGGGCUCGAGAAGAGGGUCUAUCCACCAGGGGAGCUUGCUGACAUUCCGAAUAGCUUUGAUGCCCGCGAUGCAUUCAAGGAGUGCAAGGACGUCAUCGGCCAUGUCUGGGAUCAGUCGGCUUGUGCGAGCUGCUGGGCGAUUGCGCCAGUUGAGGCAUUUAAUGCUCGUCUUUGCAUCAAAUCGGGGGGGAAGUUCAAUCAACUACUCUCUGCUGGCGAGAUGAUCGCUUGUUGUAACUCAACGCACUCUUGGCAACCUCGCGGCUGUAAGGGUGGCAUGAUCUUGAAUGCUUGGUCCUUCCUCAAAACGCACGGUAUCGCCACCGAAGGGAGCAUGAGCGCAGCCGAUGGUUGUUGGCCGUACAACUUCCCAAAAUGUGCUCACCAUCAGAAAAAGUCAAAAUAUGAGCCGUGUUCGAAGAAACUCUACGACACACCUUCGUGCUUGGACCGCUGUCCCAAUGAGAAAUACGGAAUUCCGCUGGACAAAGAUCGUCACUUCACAGCACACUCACCCGAUUUGUUCGAGGGAACAGACAAUAUCAAGAAAGAGAUCAUGACAAAUGGCCCAACCUCGGCUACAUUCUCUGUGUAUGAAGACUUCGUAUCAUACAAGUCAGGCGUCUACAAGCACACGAACGGCACCUUGAUGGGCAUACACAGUGUUGAGAUCAUCGGUUGGGGUACUGAGAAGGGCGUUGAUUACUGGCUGGUCAUGAACUCCUGGAAUGAAGGAUGGGGUGACCAUGGGACCUUCAAGAUAGCCCAAGGUGACUGUGGCAUAGACGACGCCGUCCUUGGGUCGCCUCCAGCCAUGAAUUGA
Molecule: messenger RNA, 954 nt
Organism: Perkinsus marinus ATCC 50983
Lineage: Eukaryota; Perkinsozoa; Perkinsida; Perkinsidae
Product: cysteine proteinase, putative
Exons: 8
Coding region: 1-954 (317 amino acids)
Cellular component (GO): lysosome
Molecular function (GO): cysteine-type endopeptidase activity
Source: RefSeq, a predicted model, not a curated record